AUGGCUGCAGCAGACGAAUUACUUCUUACUGAACUUGUAGAGCACUCGAAAGAAUAUCUUCGUGAAUUUCAUUACAAAUGGAUUCUACAAUUUCCUUUUCAAGUUUUGAACCAUACUAUUUCUCAUUUGGAUAGCUGUAAAGAUUUACGAGAAUUAAGUUUAAAUACUAUAUGCGAGAACCCAACUGCGGCAUUAGGAAAUAAAGAACGUAAAGUUCCUUUUUGA
Messenger RNA from Diversispora eburnea, 225 nucleotides. The record is from the annotation of a GenBank genome assembly. Lineage: Eukaryota; Fungi; Glomeromycota; Glomeromycetes; Diversisporales; Diversisporaceae.